GAAAAGGUGUCCCAUCUUCCCCCAUCUUACUAUACAUACUUUUUGAACUUAUAAAACUUUAGCGCAUCCGGUUUUUACUUUCUUUAAACGUUACAGUGAAAGGCUUGCCGUGAAUUCUGUAUUCACCUAAACUUCCUUAAAAAGGUAAAAUGUAAAACAUUCUUAACAACGAUUGUAUCUUUAGCUUUAUUUAAAUUGCUUACCAGUGUCUGCCUGAAACUUCACGUUUCGAACAGGCGCAUCUCCACCUCAAACACGCGACUCAAAACAAUAAAUAACGCCUUGACGUCUAUUUAUGAUCUGUUCGUGCAGGCUUCUUUACUGCGGUGUGAUAAACAACAGUUUUAGCUAAAUUAAGUAUAGAUAUGAAGGUUGCUCAAAAUUCAAAGCAGAAUAACUCGGAUAUUGAAGCAGUGAAUGAUCCAUGGGCAUUGGUCGAUGACGUAGGAGAUUACACAAAAUGGAAGGAUAUGGGCAACCGUCAAAAAGUAAAGGCACUCUUACUCACCACGAUCAAAAUAAUCGUAGUCCUAACUUGUUUGUAUUUGUUUAUAUGUUCGCUCAGUCUUUUGGGUUCAUCAUUUCAAGUGUUAGCUGGUAAAACAGCGGGUACGAUAUUCAGCAACCACAGUUUUCUUGCCAACCCUGUGACUGGGCUUAUCGUGGGUAUUCUAGUGACAGUUCUUGUGCAGAGUUCAUCCACCUCGACAUCCAUUAUAACCAGCAUGGUUGGCGCUAAUAUCUUAACUGUUCACGCUGCCAUCCCAAUAGUGAUGGGAGCAAAUAUUGGAACAUCCGUCACAAACACUAUUGUGUCUCUCGCCCAAUCAGUGGACGUCAACCAGUUUCGAAAAGCGUUCGCGGGAGCAACCGUGCAUGACAUCUUUAACCUGUUAGCGGUCAUCAUCCUUCUGCCGUUAGAGGUCGCCUCUGGGGUGCUAGAGAAGCUAACGAGGGCGAUCAUUGAAUCGAUCCCCGGUUUUAACAAGGGGCAUACCUCCCCCAAUAUCCUAAAGGUGAUCACGAAACCCUUGACCGAUAAGAUUAUCAAAGCGAAUAAAAAGAUCAUCACAAAAGUGGCGAAGGGAGAGACAUUGCCACUAGACGCAAGUAUAAUAAAGUCAGUUUGCGGCUCGCACAAAAUGGUCGUAGAGGAAGUACGCAACGUGACUGUAAUCAAUACAACCAAACUGAGGAACGUCAACAUAACCAGAGAUGUAAAGAUUCCAUGUCGAAGUCCGGGCGAUUUCUUGUUCGCCAACACCGGCAUGUCUGAUGGAGCUGUAGGAGCCAUCCUUCUUAUCGUUUCGUUGAUCAUUCUCUGUGUUUGCCUAAUUACAAUGGUCAAGCUCCUACAAUCGAUGAUGAAAGGAAAAGUUGCCAAGAUUAUUAAGAAAGUUAUUAACACUAACUUCCCCUAUCCGUUUGGUUGGCUUACAGGGUAUCUCGCGAUUUUAGUCGGCGCUGGUCUCACCUUUGUGGUACAAAGCAGCUCCGUAUUCACAUCAACCAUCACACCUCUUGUCGGAGUUGGAGUUAUUAGUUUGAAGAGGAUGUACCCCCUGACAUUGGGAGCCAACAUUGGUACCACGACAACCAGCAUAUUAGCAGCACUCGCUCAAGAUGAAAUCGCAAAUGCUUUACAGAUUGCAUUCUGUCAUUUCUUCUUUAACAUAUUCGGGAUAAUUAUCUGGUAUCCGAUCCCGUUCAUGCGGAACAUCCCGAUUAAAGGAGCUAAAGCACUGGGAAACACAACAGCCAAGUACAGAUGGUUUGCUGUCGUUUAUCUGAUCGUCGUCUUCUUCAUUAUUCCUGCUGUUAUUCUUGGUCUGUCCUUAGCUCACAUUUGGGCAAUGGGAGCAGUCAUGAUAUUGGUUGUUGUGAUCGUUCUUUUUAUAAUCGUGGUAAACGUGCUGCAAGUCAAGCGACCAAAGAUGUUACCACGUAAGCUACAGUCUUGGGAUUUCUUACCAGCACCAUUGCAUUCAUUGAAACCAUACGAUCGAAUAGUCAAGAGGGUUUUCUUCUGGUGUCCAUGUUGCAAGGCUCAGAAUACAAACAAGACAAGCAAUGAUGAAAAUCAAUCACAUCUCGCUCUCUCCCCAAUUGGUGCCGUAAAUCCUGUUUAUCAGUUAGAUGAUAUCCCUGCCUAGGUUUUACAAACCAGCAUAUAAUAGCCUACACCUGACUAAACGUUAUAGAUCAAUGUAACAAACGUAUGUUUAUAAUAUUAGUUAAGUUUGCAUCAAAAUGCAUAGAACUACUUUGUAUAAACCGUGUUUUAUUUCAUAUUGCGUUUCUAUUUUAAAAACCGGUGUGGUUUUGUUAGCGUAUUGACAACUUGCCCCUUGUGUUUUGCACUAAAUUUUAUAUGACGUACACUCGGACAGGAGGAAAAUGGUAAUAAAAUGUAUAUUGGUGAAACACA
Molecule: messenger RNA, 2428 nt
Organism: Ciona intestinalis (vase tunicate)
Lineage: Eukaryota; Metazoa; Chordata; Ascidiacea; Phlebobranchia; Cionidae
Source: RefSeq, a predicted model, not a curated record